Messenger RNA from Mya arenaria, 339 nucleotides. RefSeq names its product putative cysteine protease YraA. The transcript has 2 exons. The coding region runs from base 1 to 339 and encodes 112 amino acids. The record is from RefSeq and is a predicted model, not a curated record. NCBI's taxonomy places the organism in Eukaryota, Metazoa, Mollusca, Bivalvia, Myida, Myidae.
AUGUUUGAGCAUGCUUCAGACAUAGAUGCUCUGAUCAUUCCUGGAGGGUUUGCACCGGACUACUGGAGACGGGACCAACGCAUCCUAGACCUUGUGCGGAAGAUAGACAAAGCAAGAAAGGUCCUCGCGUCCGUAUGUCACGGACCCUGGGUGCUCAGUUCCGCCAAGGUUAUACGUGGACGAAAGGUCACCUGCUUCAAAGCCAUUAUCGAUGACGUCGUGAACGCUUGCGCGAAUUAUUCCGACGCACCUGUGGUUGUGGAUAUGAAUAUGGUCACGUCAAGAGAACCUAAAGAUUUGCCGGAAUUCUGUAAAGCGUUAAUUUCACUCCUUAAGUAG